Eleginops maclovinus (Patagonian blennie) is the source of this 1684-nucleotide messenger RNA. Its product is annotated as syntaxin-2-like. Gene Ontology annotation, cellular component: presynaptic active zone membrane; endomembrane system; SNARE complex. Bases 180 to 1061 code for a protein of 293 amino acids. Gene Ontology annotation, molecular function: SNARE binding; SNAP receptor activity. NCBI's taxonomy places the organism in Eukaryota, Metazoa, Chordata, Actinopteri, Perciformes, Eleginopidae. The record is from RefSeq and is a predicted model, not a curated record. Gene Ontology annotation, biological process: intracellular protein transport; exocytosis; synaptic vesicle fusion to presynaptic active zone membrane. The transcript is spliced from 9 exons.
CAUCAUACUCGACCAACUUUACACCUAACAUUAACACCUUUAACACUGAAAAACAGAAACUCCUCGAUAUCUUUAUCUUAAUCCGUUGAAGGCAAGUCGGUCUACCUGUUUAAUGUAGCUUUAGCUUAAACACACAGGUGAGGGAGCUUCUUUGUUUGCUAGUUUGGACGUUGGCGCGCAUGCGUGCUCGCGCUCAUUAUUCCAAAGGUGCGCUCAGCCCACAGGAGGACACACUGCAGCAGCUGCAGCAGGAUGAUAUGACAUCAGAGUGCAAAUUCAACAUGGAGGAUUUCUUCCAAACGGUGGGGGAGGUGAAAAGUCUCAUUGAAAAAAUCUCCUGUCAAGCAGAAGAGAUAGAGAAGAGACAUGGCGUCAUCCUCUCAACUUCAAACCAUGACAAGGAAGAAAAGGACAAGUUGGAGCUGCUGAACAAUGAGACCAAGAAGAACGCCAAUUUGGUCCGAGCUAAGCUAAAAACAAUGCAGGAGAACUCGCUUGUGGAGGAGAAUAGUGAAAGGGUCUCGGUAGUUCAGCGUAUUCAUAAGAACCAGCACUCACACCUGACUCGGUGCUUUGCUGAUGUCAUGAGGGGCCACCAUAACGCACAGAUCUCCUUCAGAGAGAAAUGCAAAGCACAGAUUCAGAGACAGCUGGAGAUUGUGGAUAAAGUGACUACAGAUGAAGAGUUAGAGGAUAUGCUGCACCGUGACAAUCUUUCCAUCUUCAUUUCUGACGUCAACUCUAAUGCUCGGAUUUGCAGCCAAGCUUUGAGUGAGAUUGAAUCCCGUCAUCAGGACAUCAUCUGCCUCGAGUCCAGCAUCAAAGAGCUGCACGACAUAUUUGCAGACACUGCCAUGCUGUUGGAGAUUCAGGGGGAGUUGAUCAACAACAUAGAAAAAAAUGUGACGAGCGCUGCCGAGUAUGUAGACGCGUCUAAAACUGAAACCUACGAAGCAGUCAUGUAUAAGAAAGACAGACUCAAGAUUGGAUUUCUCCCAAACUUCUUCAAGUCUUUCAGGAGGAAAAGUGUUGCGAGAAAUGCUACAGAUCAAAACACCUAAACCAUGAGUGAGCUCCUGAAACUGUUUGAACAUCCACCAAACAUCAACAUCAAAGCCUUCACACUUAUCAUCUGAUGGUUCACUGCCUGUCUGCCUCCUCAAACGGAAAUGAGGAAGCUGUUAUCUUUAACUGAAAUCUUUUAUUAUUUUAUUUGCUAUCAUAAGGACCUGAAAUGAAGUGAGUACCGAAGAUGAGCCUCGCAAACCUGCUUCAGAGGUUACUAACAACCGAGCAUACAGUCUAAAAAAAAAAAAAGCUGAAUUUUAACUUGUCGAUCAAUGUUCAAAGACUCCCAAUGCCGAGACUGCAGAUGUCUUCAGGUAUGUGAAAUGCUCUAUAUCCAUUUGAAUAAUACAAAACUCUUUUAACUCCAAUCUACAUUUUUAGAUGCACCCCAGCUGGUGUUCCCCUCAGUCGCCAGUAGGUAGCAUUACAGCAUUAGAUAGAGCUUUGGAUCGUUCACCUUCCCUCCUCUCUGCAGUCCUCUUGUGUUUCUGUCUGAUUCUGUGUGUUUUACUAAAGCUAUUUAAUGUCAUGUUGUCUAAUACUCGAAGAAAUCAUUGUGAUGUCAAAGGAUAAACUAUGAGACCAAUAGUUAAAUAAACCAAUGUGGUAAAUCCUA